This is a messenger RNA of Caenorhabditis remanei, 324 nucleotides long. RefSeq lists its product as uncharacterized. The transcript has 2 exons. The record is from RefSeq and is a predicted model, not a curated record. Lineage: Eukaryota; Metazoa; Nematoda; Chromadorea; Rhabditida; Rhabditidae. The coding region runs from base 1 to 324 and encodes 107 amino acids.
AUGGGUCAAACUUCGUCAAAGACCCUCCAAGUGCCACAACAGCCGAUUGUUCAGCAACAACAAUCAGAGUCCUUGGUGCAAACUGUCCAAUCAGUGUCACCCGGAUUUGGACGUGCACAAACGAUGCUCGAUGUGACACAGGCUCAAUUGGCAUCGUCCACAACGGAUGUUGCCGUCGGUGGACUCCCACGUUCGACGUCAGAUCCAGCACUGAAUACGUCGUCGCAAACAGCCUGCCAAAAGUCGUACCAACAAGCGCUGGAAUGGGGACGCAACGAGCAGUUCCUCAAGUUGGCUCACACUUUCCACACCAACAACUAUUGA